Molecule: messenger RNA, 435 nt
Organism: Enterospora canceri
Lineage: Eukaryota; Fungi; Microsporidia; Enterocytozoonidae
Source: the annotation of a GenBank genome assembly
AUGAAGACGUUACAGACAAAAUUUGAAAUGGACAAAUUCUACAAACCACUCAGAGUCUACGUUGAUAAGAAGUACAAGGGAACCAAAGAGGAGUACUCCAAGGAGUUGGAGGAAUCGUGCACCAUUUACAUCCAGAAUAUCCCACUUCAUGUCAGAGAAGAGAGACUUUGGAACAUAUUCAAGUUAGUUGGUGAAAUUGAUAAGGUGAUAAUGGGAGUGAAUAAGCAGCACUAUUUCGUAGGAUUCGCGUUCAUCAUAUUCAAAAGCAAAGAAGAUGCUACCAGUGCACUCUACUACAUGAAUGGAAUCAAAAUAGAUGGAAAUCAACUUGCUUUGGAUAGGGAUAUUGUAUUCACUGAAGAAAGGCGAUAUGGAAGAGGAGAAGGAGGCGAUACGAUGCGCACCUCGAUGUCCAAAAGAAGAAGAAAUAGAUAA